This is a messenger RNA of Trichoderma atroviride IMI 206040, 2421 nucleotides long. Lineage: Eukaryota; Fungi; Ascomycota; Sordariomycetes; Hypocreales; Hypocreaceae. The record is from RefSeq and is a predicted model, not a curated record.
UCGAUCACGAGGGCUGGUAUUGCCUAUCGCAGUGACCCCAAACAGGACAAAGUGUCGACCUCAGAGACAGAGCCUUCUGAGAAGAUGGCGGAUCUGGAUCUAGAUGAGGAAGAAAAGGCAAGAAGAAUCGCCGAAAAAGACCUGCAAGGCCACCGUAAGCAAACUUACAGCGGUUUCCUCCUCGUCUGGCUCAGCUUUCAAGCCACUGGAGUGAUCUACGGUGAUAUCGGAACCUCCCCCCUUUAUGUCUUCUCGUCGACCUUUUCCAGCCAGCCCUCGUGGGACGAUCUUGUCGGCGCCUUGUCCAUUAUCAUCUGGUCCCUGACUGUGAUUGUCACGAUCAAGUACUGCUUCAUCGUCUUACGCGCCGAUGAUGAUGGCCAAGGAGGUACCUUUGCCCUAUACAGUCUCCUGGCGAGGUACACCAACAUUGCGCGAAAUCGUGAUCCUAGAGAGGCAGUCAUGGUCCGCAUGGAGAGACAUCGCACCAACGAUCUUACGCUUGGCGGCAAGAGUCUCCGGAACUUCCUCGAGAAAUCCAAAUUUUGCCAGAUUAUGCUACAAUUUGUUGGUGUGCUGGGAGUAACCAUGGUCAUGGCCGACGGUGUCCUGACACCCGCACAAUCUGUCCUCGGUGCCAUUCAGGGUCUCGAAGUCGUCAAGCCUGACUUGUCUUUGUCAGCCAUUGUCGGCAUCACUUGCGCCAUCCUGAUUGUGCUCUUCUUGAUCCAGCCAUUUGGAACUACCAAACUCGGAACCAGCUUCGCACCCAUCGUGACCAUUUGGCUCCUCUUCAACAUGGUUGCUGGCAUCUACAAUCUUGCCAAGCAUGACCACACAGUACUCAAGGCCUUCAGCCCCUCUUACGCAUUCACUUACCUUGUCCGUAACGGACAGGACGGCUGGACCUCUCUGGGUGGCUUGCUCCUCGCCUUUACCGGCGUGGAGGCGCUCUUUGCUGACUUGGGCGCUUUCAGCAAGCGUGCCGUGCAACUCUCAUGGCUGUGUCUGGCCUACCCGUGCUUGCUUCUUGCCUACAUUGGCCAGGCCGCGUACAUCUCGACCGAUGAGACACAAACGGCUUUCACGAACCCUUUCUUCCACACUCUACCACCCGGAACCUUGUACUUCGGCUUGGUCAUGGCCAUCCUGGCGGCGAUUGUCGCCUCGCAGGCCAUGAUCACGUCGACCUUCCAGUUGCUAACACAGAUUAUGCGGCUUUCAUAUUUUCCUCAUAUCAAGGUCAUUCACACAAGCCGAAAGUUCUCCGAGCAAGUGUAUAUACCACUGGCAAAUUGGCUUCUAAUGAUUGGCACCGUCAUUGUCGCUGCGGUAUACAACAAUACCACAUCCCUCGGCAACGCUUAUGGUGUUUGUGUUAUUGCGGUUACUUUCAUCACAACAUGUAUGGUUGCUCUCGUUGCGAUCCUCGUUUGGAGACUGCCUUUCUAUAUUGUCACACCGGUCUGGUUGAUCUUUGCUGCGCUCGACGGCACAUACCUCUCAUCUGUCCUGCAAAAGGUCCCAGAGGGCGCGUGGUUUACCAUUGUACUGGCUGCCGUUCUUUGCUCCAUCUUCCUUGUCUGGCGAUUCGGAAAGGAGGCUCAGUGGAAGGCCGAGUCACUGGAUCAGCUCCCGCUUGCAGCUCUCAUGAAGUCGGACCAGUCAUCGUCAAACUCUCUCGUCUUGAAUGAGACGUUUGGUGGCGUACCCGUCUCGACUGUGCCUGGCCUGGGCAUCUUCUUCGAUAAGACUGGCGACUCCACUCACCUGCCUGCAUGCUUUACGCACUUUGUUAUCAAGUUCGCCGCCCGGCCAUCGGUCAUCAUCUUCUUCCACAUGCGGCCUCUCACUGUGCCUUCGGUACCCCUUGAAGAACGGUAUAUCGUUACACACGCUCACGGCCUCAUUGACUGUUACAACGUCACUCUCCGGCACGGCUAUAUGGAUGACGUGCUACACCCAGGCCUGGCGCGCGAGUUGGUAGGGCAAAUUGAGCUGACCAUCUCCCACAGUCGUCGCCCUAAUGCAGCGGAACUCGAGACGCUGCGGGCCGCGUAUAGAUCUCAGAUGGUGUACAUCCUCGGAAAAGAGGCGAUGAAAUUGAAGACAGGCAGUUCCAUGACUAGCCGCGUGACUGGAUUCUUUAGGAACUUUGUGCUGUAUAUAUUCUUGUGGAUGCGGGAGAACUCACGUACGAAGCUGGCGGAUCUUAACAUUGAUGCUGACAAGCUUAUUGAGGUGGGUUUCCUGAAGGAGAUUUGAAUCUUGUAUCCUUUGCCACCUUUUUGUACCUAGUACUGUAAGAAAUUGAUGGUCGCGAGAAAGAUUUUGCACCAAGGCCAUUGAAUGGCCGAUUUGAGCCAAAGUCAGAUGUGUUAAACUCAUAGUCAUAGCUUUCUCCAAUACUGAUCUUCAUUA